Moneuplotes crassus is the source of this 1183-nucleotide messenger RNA. The record is from the annotation of a GenBank genome assembly. Lineage: Eukaryota; Ciliophora; Spirotrichea; Euplotida; Euplotidae.
AUGGAGAAGAAGGAAUUUAUAGAAAGUUCCAGUGAUGGAAACCUUGGUUCAUCCACUCUCAGUGAAAAGGUGAGGGAAGAUUACAUCCAGGGCUACAAAGACGAAGCCAUGGAGGAAAUCCGCAUGAAUCUCAAAAUGUGAACAGAAUAUCAGGAAUUUCAGCAGGAUAAAAAGAGUGAAAUCAAAUUAGACAAGAACUAUUAUACAAUGUUUGGAUUUAGUGACAGUAAAGAACAGAAAACAAAGUCAACAAAGCACAGAAACCGAUUAAGCAUCGAAAAACAGAAAAAGAAAUAAAGCUCAUAAAAAUAAAAGAAAAUAAGUUUAAGAAGAGAGUGCAAAAUAAAGACAAGGGCUUUAAAAAAUAUCUUUCUGCGUCCUAUUCCUUAAAAUCGUUCGGGAAGUUUAGAAAGCCAAAGUUAUCGAAAUAUCAUUCUGUCUUUGAAUUCAACGCAAAUAUUGAUGAGAGAUCAGCCCAAAGUUCAGUUCGGAAAAAGAUAAAGAAGGAUAAGAGUACUAUUAAGGAAAGUUUAGACUCUCACCCUACCAAAAUGAAGAAGCCUACGAAUCUAUGAUUUGACUAUGUUGCUAAUGAAUCCCCUGUUCUUAGCGUUUUGAGCAUUCCAUUAAUAACAAAUGAAAGUGCUUCAAAAUAAAAUUUUUACAAAGAAAAGUAAUUCAGUAAUCGAAGAUUUAGACAGCUUAAUGCCUAAAAAGAGGAUUAAAUACCCAGCUCUUCCUCAAAAGCUCCCUCUAAGAUGUGAAAGUCCAUGCCCCAAACGGAGGCUUUCCAGCAGAUCUAACUACAAAUCCAGAUAUAGUCUAUACGGAAGAGAAAGCUCAGCAUCUAAUUUCAAGACUGAAAGAAGCUAUAAACUAAAUUCCAAAAGAAAAUCCUUCGCUAAAUCCCCUGCUCUUUGCGCUUCCGUCCACAAGUCCAAAAAUACCCGACCAAACAGCACGUCCAAACUCUCAAUGAAAACUACAAUCUCCUCUAUAACCUCUACAAAUUUACAAUCAACGACUAUAUCUUGAAGGAAACAUAAAGAAUUUAAGAAAAUCAUUUUUAGUAUGAAGAAGUCUGUGAAGAAGAGUAAGGAUUUUAAUAAGAAGAAAAUGGCUAAGCAGAUCCAGAUUGUUCUCUCAGACUAACCCACACCUCACUUACUCUCUAUCCUAGUCC